ACAGAGUCGCGCAGGCGUGCAACCUAACCCGUCCUGAUUGACAAGUGUUCAGGUCGUUUCCGACCGGAUUUGCCUACGCAUGACUCCGGUACUUAUGACCACGGCGGACUGGUAUCUCCGAUCGGCCGGGUCGGCGUGAGAGUAUCGAUGGUGGUCGUAGAACGAUUGCGACGCAGAAAUGCUGCGAGAUGGCAUGCACUUGCGCUGGCUGGGUGCACAGGCGACCACGGGAUGGCCAGUCGCUAUCUAGAUGCUGUGUCCCCGCCGAGUCCGAUGUGCUCCCCCUUGGGGUGUGUCCAUUGCGUCAGAUGCCCAGUCAUCCGAAUUAGAGACGCGAGUGAUGGGACACCGUUGUGGAUAUCCCGAGGAGGGGUUCUCCAGAUAGUGAAUCAUCCGCGACGGGAACAAAUCCAUGGGGAUACGAGAUCUGUACUCAUAUUACUCUCGAAUCCCAUGUCACAUAGACACCAUGUACGCCAACUACCUCUUCUACAUUUCUGGCCUGGCUUCCCAUCUCCCCGAUGGCCGCACGCGGCGCGUAGUUGCCCCGACCUCUUGAUGUAUCGCGAGAUUCCUAGACCUAUCCGUGCAGCCGACCUUAGCGACGCCGUGACUCAGAUCGGGCGCAUCUGCAGCUGGUGCAGCCCUGUGCUUAGUGGGGGGUCCGCUGGUGUCUCGAUAUCGACGCGAGAUCCGGCAUUGGACGUAAUCGGCCCUAGCUACUCAGUAUGGGAUUCGAGCGCAUUUCGUCUGGCAAGCCUACGUCGGGUAAGCAGGCGUACUUCAGAAAGAAGGGAUCGACACAAGAACGGAGACGGUUGAAGCAGUCACCGAGUACACCGAGAACGGAGAUACGCAGCUCUCACGACAUGCCUCCAGGGAGGAUAAGGUCGACCUGCCACGUCCAGCUACCUCGCCGUUCGCGAGUGUCCGGCGCCUUGAUCCCAGAGGCUCCCUCGAUGUCGGCGGUACCUACUUCCUUUUCGUAGAUAUGCUCGUCGCCUCUCGGCGGUGUAGCAGUGACUUUGCGAGAUUUUUACGACGGCGAGUUGGAGCGCUAGCCGCGGGUACGUUUCCGUAACCGAGCAACCGAGGGGAGCUUCCUAUAUGAACUACGAACUACGAACCACGAACUACGUGUUUCCGCAGGGCCAUGACGCCUCUACCUCCUCGAUGUAGAAUCGUGGCCUAAGCAU
Messenger RNA from Durotheca rogersii, 1196 nucleotides. RefSeq lists its product as uncharacterized. The record is from RefSeq and is a predicted model, not a curated record. NCBI's taxonomy places the organism in Eukaryota, Fungi, Ascomycota, Sordariomycetes, Xylariales, Xylariaceae. The transcript is spliced from 3 exons. The coding region runs from base 148 to 822 and encodes 224 amino acids.